Colletotrichum lupini is the source of this 4995-nucleotide messenger RNA. Its product is annotated as DNA replication factor Dna2. The transcript has 7 exons. The record is from RefSeq and is a predicted model, not a curated record. Bases 1 to 4995 code for a protein of 1664 amino acids. Gene Ontology annotation, cellular component: cytoplasm. Gene Ontology annotation, molecular function: single-stranded DNA helicase activity; 5'-flap endonuclease activity. NCBI's taxonomy places the organism in Eukaryota, Fungi, Ascomycota, Sordariomycetes, Glomerellales, Glomerellaceae. Gene Ontology annotation, biological process: replication fork reversal.
AUGAAUGGGAACAUUGAGUAUAAAUACACGGACAGGGACAUUGCCUUCCGCUCCACACAACAUGCGAAUGCAAGACAUUCCGCACGACGACGUUCACGAUCUCUUGUUUUUGGCACUCGAGAAGCCGAACCCGCCGAUAUGCCUCUCAAGAAGUCAUACUCGGAACACGUUGGUCUCCCAUCGAAGAACCGCUCGUGGCAACGUUCGAAGAGCAAUCCAGUGAAUGCCCAAACAUCUCGACCUUUGGCACCCGUCUCCGACAAAACGAAAAAUAAGCUAAAUCAAUUCCAAUUCCAGACUGGAGUCAAGGCAGAGACUGCCGUGCAGGAAAAUGGCACCGCGACGGAAGAUUGGGUUUGCCAAUCCCGAGACGAUAUCGCUAUCACCCCAUCGACGAAGCUGAGCUGGCACGACCUGAUGGCGUCGAACGCUCCCAAGGAAGAGAAAACACAAACAUCUCCUACCGAACGAAUCUUGUGGAACAAUGAGAGGGACAAGAACGACUUAAACUACGCUGCUGCCCUUUCGCCAAUGAUGCAUAGGAAAGGCCGUAAACGGGCCAGGAGCUCGUCGCCCAUAUCAUCCCCCGCACAAAACGAAAAGCCUACCACGCCUGCUGUCAAUGUGAAGAAGCUUAGUGAGGCAUUGAAAUCGCCACAUGCAGACCCGACCUUGGAACUCUGGGAUCGAUUCUCCCUUAGCAGCAAUGGAAAUGUUACGCCACUCGGUCUUACGAACCCCACGCUCGCCAAUCUCAUGUUCUCUUCAUCACCACGGAAUGUCAAGACGGCACCUGUACAGGCAGGUGACAGCAGCCUACGAAGAGCAAUCAGUUGCGGCCUCAACUGGCCAAAGAGGAGAAGAGUUGAACGCUCGGAUGCGCCCUCGUUUACUAGCACAUUGACGCGGGAGACGACCGAUAGUUCAAAGAACUCACUCGUAACAGCUCUGCUGGACACUGUUACGGGAAGCAUGCAAGAAGAUAGCCCACCGGAGGAUUUCGAUCCAUUCAUCGACCAGGACAUGGAGUCCCCGUCUCUUAAGAAGAGAAAGACCAACGCAUCGAGGCCGACAUCGCUCUCACCGUCGAGGAAAACAACCCGAGCCCCGAACCUACAGGCUGCGGAAAAUGCUUCUGAUGUCGGUGUCGCCCAGGAUCUAGGUCUGGAACGGCAAACGAAAGCGGCUUCGGCGGAGUCUGAAUACGGAGACGUUGACUUCGACGACUUUGACGAGUUUGAUGACGACACCUUUCUCGAGCUCGAAGCAAGCAUCAGUCUAUCAAACUCCAAACAAGAGGCGAGGCCAAGCACUCCUACUCCCGCACCUGUUUCUGUGCAACCCACCAAGCAGAGCAGCACUGGCUUGGAGGACGAGUUCGGUGACUUGGACGAUGAUAUUUUCGAGGCUGCCGAAGAUAUUUUGGAAAGCGCAGUAGCGACGGCCUCCCAAUUGCCGGCGUCUGCAAAAACGCAUCUUGACGCAACAAGUGUACCUGUCCCUAGACAAGACGACUUGGACGAUGCCUUUGGAGACGACUUUGGAGGAGACUUCGACUUCGAUGCGGCAGAGCUCGCUGCGACUCAAUCGGUCCAGAAGCCACAAGCCUCGCCGGCGGAAGCUACAAACCAAAAGCCCAAAGCUAUCCAGCGAUAUCUGGUGACCAAUGUCCUAGAAAACGAAUACACUGACCAGCGCGGGCUUUCUCGAUUAGAGAAGAUUCUCAUCAUUCAAGCGGAAGGUAGCAAGGCCAUGAAAACGAUCCACCUUCGAGGUGAUUGGUUCGAGACGCCGGCACACGCAAAGGCAUAUGUGCAUGUUAUCGGAACGUUUUCAGCCAGUGGACAAUGCAUCAUUGAUGAUUCUCACAAUAUCUUGAUCCUACACCCUGAUCAGUUGGUUUCGGCCACCGUCGUGGCUGAUUCAUUUAGCUGUAUGCGCCGAGCAGUACUACAGGACCGCGUCAAAGCGACUAGCGAGGCUACUGCUCCCUUGGUGUACGGAACGAUGUUGCAUGAAAUCUUUCAAGAGGCUCUGAUGGCGAAUCAAUGGGACCUUCGGUACCUCAGUGGUGUCAUUGACAGAGUCAUGGAGAAGCACAUUGAGGACUUGUACAAGAUCAAAGUCAGCACCAGCAUCGCUAGGGAACAUCUCCAGUCGAAGAUGACGGAGUUGAGCUGCUGGGCCACGGCUUUUGUAGCCUCUCAGCCGAAUGUCGAUGCUGUUGUCCUCGACCGCAAUGGCAAGAAAGCCAACAUGUGCGUCAGCAAACUGCUCGAUGUCGAGGAACAUGUUUGGUCGCCCAUGUACGGACUGAAGGGCAACAUCGAUGCUACCGUUCAAAUCACCUUGCGGGACGGCAAGGAUACCAAAACGCUGACAGUCCCAUUCGAAGUCAAAACGGGCAAACAUGCCAACAGCAAUCACAUGGCGCAGACUGCGCUCUAUAACCUGUUGCUUUCCGAUCGUUACGAUUUGAACAUCGUUUAUGGCAUUCUCUACUACAUGGAAACGUCGCAAACAAUGCGCAUUCCCACCAUCCGACACGAGCUACGCCAUAUGAUCAUGCAGCGAAAUCAACUAGCCUGUCAUAUUCGAGAGCGGAGUGUUCAGCUGCCUCCUAUGAAGAGGAGCAAGAACAUGUGUGGAAAGUGCUAUGCGAAGACGUCUUGCUUCAUUUACCACAAGCUCGCCGACGACGGCGAUGGAGAGACGAGUGGCAUGGACAAGCAAUUCGACGAGGUUGUCAAGCACCUUACGCCAAAGCACCAAAAGUUCUUCCUCAAAUGGGAGAAUCUGUUGACGAAAGAGGAGAAAGAGACACAGAAGCUGAAGAGAGAACUCUGGACGAUGGUCAGCAAGGACCGAGAGAAAGUGGGAAGAUGCCAUUCCGACGUCAUCAUUGAAGAGGGCUCAACGUCUGAGGACUUGGGCACCUCCAAGAUCAACCGGUUCAACUACACGUUCGUGAAGCGAAUUGCAACUCCAGGCCAUUCUUUCCUAGAGUCACAGUUGAAUGUUGGAGAACCUAUAGUUGUUUCCGAUGAACAGGGCCACUUUGCUCUCGCCUUGGGCUACGUUACUUCUGUCCGAAAACAGAGAAUCAGCGUAGCAGUCGACCGACGCCUACACAACGCUCGCAUCAAACAGCCUGGCUUUGACGAAAACGACAACCAGGUUUUUGCUAGCAUCAUGGAGGUCGCCCCUGAGGGCUGCACCGCGGAUCAAUCUCAGGGCAAGAUCAAGGAAGCGCCAAUCCGCUAUCGUCUUGAUAAGGACGAGUUCAGCAAUGGCAUGGCCACAGUCCGAAACAACCUUGUACAGAUCAUGGCGGAAGGCGUCUUCGGGUCUCGAGAGAUCCGCCGCGCUGUGGUGGAUUUGGUACCCCCGAGAUUCAAAGCAGCACCCACGCAAUACGUUGUAGCCGAUCGGGAAUCUCUGAAUGUCGACCAGCAUCGAGCGAUCGAGAAGGUGAUGAGUGCACAAGACUAUGCGCUAGUUCUUGGCAUGCCUGGCACGGGGAAAACGACCACCAUUGCACACAUCAUUCGGGCCUUGGUCUCUCAGGGCAAAAGCGUCCUUCUUACUUCUUACACACACACUGCAGUCGACAACAUUCUCCUGAAGCUAAAGAAUGACCAAACCCCGGUUCUCAGACUUGGCGCUCCAGCUAAGGUCCACCCGGAAGUCCAGCAAUUUGCUAUCCUAGCUGGUCAACCUAUGAACUCUUUUGAGCAGAUUAAGGAGGCGUGGCACGACACGCCCAUCGUUGCCACCACUUGUCUCGGCGUUGGCCAUGCUCUUUUCAACGAACGCACCUUCGACUACUGCAUUGUUGAUGAGGCCUCUCAAAUCACGCUGCCUAUUUGUCUUGGACCAAUCAGGAUGGCGAAGACGUUUGUACUUGUUGGUGAUCACAAUCAGCUUCCUCCUCUAGUCCAAAAUGAAGAGGCCCGAGAAGGCGGGCUUGAUGUGAGCUUGUUCAAGCUUCUCUCCGACACCCAUCCGGAUUCGGUGGUCAACUUGGAGCACCAAUACCGUAUGUGCGAGGAUAUCAUGACUCUCAGCAACACUUUGAUCUACAAAGGGAGACUGCGGUGUGGUACUGAGGAACUUCGGUUCAAGAAACUUGAUGUGCCCAACAUGAAUGCGCUGAAGAGCCUUCACUACGAUUCGGCAUCGACGCUCAGACUAGGGACCCCGAAGUCUGUAUGCACUUCCAUCAACCAAAACUGCUGCUGGCUCCGAGACUUGCUGGACAGCGAGGCUCGAGUCAGGUUUGUCAACACUGAUACCAUUCAGCCCCUUACGAGAGAAGAGGCAAAGGGCAAUCGGAUUGUCAACCCGGCUGAAGCACGUAUUGUAGUUCAACUCGUCGAGGGCCUGCUUACAAUAGGUGUACCCGAUGGGGAGAUCGGAGUGAUGACGCACUACCGCUCUCAACUAUCUCUGCUUAAGCAUGGCCUUCGCGGACAUGUGGGCGUGGAAAUGCACACCGCCGACCGAUUUCAAGGACGAGACAAGGAUGUCGUAAUUCUCUCCUUGGUUCGGAGUAAUGAGAGCUGCAGCAUUGGUGAACUCUUGAAGGAUUGGCGACGUAUCAACGUUGCAUUCACUCGCGCCAAAACCAAGCUACUCGUAGUCGGAAGCAAGAGCACCUUGAAGGGUAGCGGAAAGGACGAAAUGCUCAGCAAGUUUAUCGGCCUCAUGGAAGAGAAGGAUUGGAUAUACGACUUGCCGCCUGACGCAUUGGAUAACCACUAUUUUGACGACACGGCGACGCAGUUAACAGCCAGUGGCGUGUCUCCGAUGAAAGUGAAGAAGAACACCAGUCCGAGAAAGGGCGUCAGCCCAAGAAAGGCCCCAAAGCUAGCCAUGGGGAAAGAAAACCUUGGAACGGGGCCUAAGCGGGCGAGAAUUGGAGAGAAGGUACUUAUGAAGGAUAAAGUCAUUCUCAGGGAUAUACUUAACGAUAUGACGAACGGUGCUUAUUGA